AAAAAUAGUUUAUUGAAUAAAAUAUAUGUACUUACGAAUGUUUUAAAUAUGAUAAAUUAAAAUAAAUUCGAAAUGAGUUGUUUGCUACAAGGGCUCGUAUUCCUUCUUGGGAUAUAUUUUUGCGAUGGAGGUUACGGGGUCCCUGCACCGCCAUCUUCAUUAGAAAGCAACCCUCAAAGCGACGUCCAAGCACCAGCAUACCUUCCACCCAGUUUGAAAAAUGCUCCAGAAGACUCUUAUCCCAGCGUCCCAGCCGACAGGAGUUACAGAUACAGCAAAACCAGAUAUUCUGGCACAAAAACCGGUUACGGUGGUACAAAAACUGGGUAUGCAGGCACGAAAACCGGAUACCACGGUACGAAAACAGGUUACGCGGGUACGAAGACCGGAUAUCAUGGUACCAAAACUGGUUAUGCUGGAACAAAAACCGGAUAUGGAACUAAAACCGGGUAUUCUAAUGCUUACGGCGAGAAAAAGACUUGGUAUACUAAUAAUGCCCCCACAUACCAAGAAUUUCAGAGCAAUGCCAAUGAACCAUAUGCACCUAAGUGCGACCCGGAUUGCAAGAACAGCGGUAUCUGCGUAGACACCAACACUUGUCAAUGCCCAGCUAACUUCCAUGGUAGAUACUGCGAGUUCGAGAGGAAACCCUGCUUGGUUUACCCGCCGCUGCCCAUGAAUUCCAGGAGGAACUGCUCCAGCGAUUUCUGUACCGUACAAUGUCGUGACGGCCACAAGUUCCCGGAUGGUUCCACCAUCGCCAACAUGCGAUGUAUCGAGGGGCAGUGGCAGCCAACUAGAGCUGAUUUCACGACGAUACCCGACUGCCAGCCGGAGUGUGACCCCCCGUGCCAAAACGGGGGGGUGUGCCUUUCCAUCAACACGUGCCAGUGCCCCGACGGAUUUAAGGGGCCGGCGUGUCAGUAUUCGGCGGCCGUGUGUGAUAUGCGCAAGUUAGCCUUCAACGGCGGCUACUCGUGCUACGGCGACGACGAGUCGUUCUCGUGCAAGCUGCGUUGUCCGAGCGGUUCCACGUUCAGUUCCCCGCCCGCCACCGUUUACACGUGCAAAUACAGCACGGGGGAGUUCGAGCCGCAACCGGUGCCGCAUUGCGUUUUCAAGGACGUUAUGAUCAUCACACCGAGCAAUUACGUCAACAAGACCUACGAAAGCAGUGUGAGAUGGAACAGUUCAACCAGCGGUAGCAGCCAUAGUUACGGUUACGGCAUGAGCGAGACCCACCGUGAGGGUAGUUACGGCAGGGAGGGUAGUUACGGCAAAGACGGUGGUUACGAAAUCAGCGAGAGUUACGGAGAAGGCCACGGGGAGGGGAAAUACGGGGCGGGGGGUGCCAUGACAGUGGUCAUCCAGGAUUUGACGCCCAAAGGCGGCACUUGCUUGACGUGGGCUGGGGUGCAUUACAAGACCUUCGAUGGGAUAAUUUACAGCUUCCAAUCUCCCUGCCAACACGUGUUGGUCCGAGACACCGCAGAGCAUAAGUUCACGAUAGCAGUGCGCCAUGAGGACUGCAAGAAACCGGUUUGUCCCAGCGAGCUGACCAUCUAUCUGGAAGACAAGCCUUAUGUGUUAGCAGUUGGCGAGGACGGCACCGUGGCGUUCCGCAGCACCAAACGGCUGAUCCCGAUGCCGGCGGCGCUUCCCGGCAUCCGCGUGUCCUCGCCCGGGGACUACGUGCUGGUCACCCUGGACGCGGCCGGGGUCACCAUCAAGUGGGACACCAACAAUCUGGUGGCAGUAGAGGGAUCGGUACAGCUAUGGAACAAUACGGAAGGUUUAUGCGGAAAUCUGGACGGGAACCCGGACAACGAUCUUAAGACCAAGCAAGGAACCAUCGCAGUUUCUAAGACUGCUUUGGCAUCAUCGUGGCAGCUCAAUAAAAUUGGAGAUAUUUGCGAAAGCAGUCCGACCGAAGUCAAUGCAUGCUCCUCUAAAGGCGACGAAGAUAUGAAAAAAGCGCUUCAGUUCUGCACAAAAAUAUUCAGCAAAGAGAAAUUCAGGAAAUGUUCAAAGGUGAUGGAUGUAUCAAUGCUGCUGGAAACGUGUCAAUGGGAUUACUGCGCCUGCGCAACAAGUUUGAGUCCUGAAGAAUGCGCGUGUAGGACGGUGUCCGUGUACGCCAGGGAGUGUCUGAGGCACGGCGUGGAGGAGAUGAGGUCCUGGAGGGACGACGACACGUGCCCUGUACAGUGUCCCGAAGGCAAGAUCUACAAAUCGUGCGGUCCAGACUCCCAACCAAGUUGUAUGUUGCCACAGCUCAUUGGGAAAGUUGAUAAUACAACCUGUAGUGAAGGCUGCUUCUGUCCUGAGGGACUGCUGUUGGAGGGGGGACGAUGUGUGCCCAAAGCGGAGUGCCCUUGUAGACUGAGGAACAGGAGUUUCAAGCCUGGACAGUCGAUCAAGAAGGAGUGUAAUACCUGCACGUGCGCGGCGGGCGCGUGGGCGUGCUCGCAGGCGGCGUGCGGCGCGCGCUGCGGCGCGGUGGGCGACCCGCACUACACCACCUUCGACGGCCGCCGGUUCGACUUCAUGGGGCACUGUACUUACAACCUGCUGAAGACCGACAACUUCACUGUUGAGGUGGAGAACGUGGCGUGCUCGGGGGCUAUCACUGAGGCAAUGAACCUAGCGCCGUACAAGGGAGAAGGCAAGCCGUCUUGCACCAAAGCGGUGACCAUACACUUCGACGGGGCGGACAUCCAUCUGAAGCAGGGAGGGUUCAUCCUGGUCAACGGGAAGGAGGUCACGGCACUCCCGGUCGCCGUCGGGAAGGUCAGGAUAAGGGCUGCCUCGUCCUUGUUCAUCAUUGUGCAACUGCCCAUAAAGGUUGAUGUUUGGUGGGACGGCCAAACCAGGGUUUUUGUCGACGUACCACCAGCUCUGCAAGGGAAAACACAGGGUCUCUGCGGCACAUUCAACUUGAACCAAAAAGACGACUUCCUGACUCCUGAAGGCGACAUCGAGCAGUCGACAUUGGCAUUCGCCAACAAGUGGAAGACCAGGGAACUGUGCGAUGACGUCAUGGCCACAGAACCAGAGCAUCCUUGUAAAGCCAACGUGGAGAAUAAAGAGGCCGCUGAGAAGUACUGUAGUAGACUGAAGACUAGUCUGUUCCAAGAGUGCCACUGGUACGUGGACGUGGAGCCGUACUACGAGGCGUGCCUGUACGACAUGUGCGCGUGCGCAGGCGACGUGUCCAAGUGUCUGUGCCCCAUACUCGGCGACUACGCCAUGGCGUGCGCGCAGAACGGCGUACAAGUGCAGUGGCGGUACAAUGUUAAAGAAUGCGAGCUGCAAUGCCCCGGCGGGCAGGAAUACACGGUGUGCGCAGACAGCUGCCUGCGGCAGUGCGCGGACGCAGCGCUCGCCACGGCCGGCUGCCGCCCGCGCUGCGCCGAGGGCUGCGCCUGCCCCGCCGGACAGUUGCUAGACGAAAGCGGCGUGUGCGUGCCAGUUGGCCUGUGUCCGUGCUACCACAAGGGGAUGAAGUUCAACGCCGAGUAUAAGGAAGUGAGGCCUGGAAGGCGCGAGAGGGAGUUAUGCACAUGCGUAGGCGGCGUUUGGGAAUGCGUUCCAGCGACGCCGGACGACAUAGCGAAGUACCCUCCGGCUGAAGACUUGAAAUCAAAUUGUAGUGCCACAAAGAAUAUGGAGUUUACCACGUGCGAGAUAUCUGAGCCUUUGACUUGCAAGAACAUGCACCUACCCCCAUCCCGAACAAGUGAGGAAUGCCGCCCUGGUUGUCAGUGUAAGAAGGGCUACGUCCUGGACACGACUUCCAAACAAUGCGUGUUGGCCAGCCAGUGUCCUUGUCACCACGGGGGACGAAGCUACGCUGAUGGUCACAAGAUGCAGGAGGAAUGUAACACUUGUGAAUGCAAGAGCGGCAACUGGUCGUGUACGGAACGCCAAUGCGCAGGUGUUUGCACCGCGUGGGGUGAUUCUCACGUCGUCACCUUCGACGGGGCGGACUACGAUUUCGAAGGAGUCUGUACUUACUUACUGGCAAAAGGCUCCAUGGACGCGGAUGACGGCUUUGACGUCGAAAUACAGAACGUGCCUUGCGGAACCACUGGCGCCACUUGCUCCAAAUCAGUGGUUCUCAAAGUGGGCACCCCUGGCAACGAGGAAGUUGUCUCACUUAUAAGAAACUCGCCAUUGCCUGAUGCAUCCAAACUCAAAAGGAUCAAGCUGCGUAUAGCGGGCGCGUACGUAUUUCUGGACGUACCCUCGCUGGGAGUGACCCUGCAGUGGGACCGGGAACUGCGCGUGUACGUCAAGGUGGACUCGCUGUGGCAAGGCAGGUUGAAAGGUCUAUGCGGCAACUACAACUCGGACACGCGCGAUGACUUCCAGACGCCAUCUGGCGGCGGCAUGGCGGAGUCCUCACCACUCAUAUUCGCAGACUCCUGGAAACUUAAGUCCACUUGCCCGAAACCUCUGCCUGUUGGGGACCACUGCAAACAACGUCCGGAGCGCAACGAAUGGGCGAGCACAACGUGCGGAGCCCUAAAACGUUUCCCGUUCUCCCUGUGCCACUCGGAAGUGCCGGCGGACAAGUGGGUGUGGCGGUGCGAGCGGGACGCGUGCGCCUGCGACGCGGGCGGCGACUGCGCGUGCGCGUGCGCCGCGCUCGCCGCGUACGCGCGCGCCUGCGCCGCGAGGGGCGUGCUGGUUAAGUGGAGGACGCAGGAGCUUUGUCCUAUGCAGUGCGACGAAGAGUGCUCUAACUACGACGCUUGCGUGUCUCCGUGUCCGCUAGAGACGUGCGACAACACACUCCAUUACGCAGACCUGCGCACGCGCUGCGAACAAGACGAGUGUGUCGAAGGUUGCAAGCCCAAGAAGUCAUGUCCCGAAGGCUCGGUCUACAUCAACAGCUCGUACACGGAAUGCGUUCCCCGUGCUAAAUGUAAACCCGUUUGUAUGGUCCUGGAGGACGGCACGGAGGUUCCCGAAGGAGGGAUCAUUGAAGAGGACGCGUGCCACACCUGUACAUGUUCCAAGAAGCAUAAAGUGUGCACUGGACAGCCUUGCUCCACGAUUGCGCCGACUGAAGUGACUACUUUGGCGACUUCUCCGAAGCCCCACGACGAACCCCUCAAAUGCGUGUCCGGGUGGACCGAGUGGGUCAGCAAGAACACGCCGGAGGUCAACGCCAAGGGACAGUCGGUGGACUUGGAGCCACUGCCGGAACUAAAGGACCUGCAAAUCGGCUUAUCAAUGUGCAAACGCGACAACAUGACGAAGAUCGAAUGCCGAACUAAAAUAAACCAUCAGACGCCCAAAGAAACCGGUUUAGACGUAGAGUGUAGCCUGGAGCGGGGACUAGUAUGUAAAGAGACUGGAAACACGUGUCCCGAUUUUGAGAUACGAGUGUAUUGCGAAUGUGAAGACGAAUUCCAAUGCCUGAACGCGGACCGCCCCAGCUACCCGCACCCCAGGAACUGCGCGCAGUUCUACGAGUGCACGCCCGACCUCAUGAACCCUGAACAGCCGCACACGGUGCUGAAGAACUGCGCCGAAGGCACCCUGUAUAACCCCAAAACCAUGGUGUGCGAUUGGCCCUCGACCGUGUUCGAAAUUCGGCCUGAAUGUAAUACUGUAACAGAAAUUGAGACAACACCCGGAACGUAUCCUGAUACUACAAACCACAUCGAGACCAUACCUCCAACUUCAACUCCUGCGCCGACCACGGUGGGUCCGUGCGGUCCGGGCAAAGUGCUGAAGCCGUGCGCGUACCCGUGCGACCAACUCUGCGACCACUUCCAGAAGACGCUCAACGAGAAGGGACUCUGUAAACCGGGAGAGAAAUGUGCAGAAGCCUGCGUGGACGAAGCCCUGGAGGACCAGGAAUGUGGCAAAGGGUCCAUGUGGCGCGAUGAGAAGGCUUGCGUGCCCGUCAAAGACUGCACGUGUUACUCCGAAGGGAAAGUCAUUAAGCCUGGCGGAGUCAUUACCAGCGACUGCAUGAAAUGCCAGUGCCUCAACAACGAUCUCCACUGCGACACGAGCGACUGUCUCCCCCCACCAGAACCCACCACCCACGAACGCCUCAUCGCCACUACCACCCGGGAACGGCUGUUGGGAGUCCCGUUUACUACCACUACCGAAGCUACAACCACCAAAGCCACCACGCCGCUGAUUAUUUUGAACACGGCGACACCACCACCUGAAUGCUCUCCAGACAGCUACAAGAACCUACUAUGGGGCGACGAGCCACUCCCCCCCACAGCAUUCUCCGCCAGCUCCGUCUCCAACGACUUCUUCAAACCGCAGCAUGCUAUUCUCGACGGCUCUACUACUGAUGACAGCGCUGGCAGUUGGACUCCCGAGGUGAUGGAUCAGCAUCAAUACAUCCAAGUGGAGUUCCCACGACCUGAACCUGUCUACGGGGUGGUGAUGCAAGGCAGCCCAAUCUUCGACCAGUACGUCACCAGCUACCAACUCAUGUACGGAGAUGAUGGUACCGCCUUCUCCAUGGUGAACGAUCUUGAUGGCAAGCCUAAGGUGUUCCGCGGCCCAGUUGACCACAAGACCCCCAUGAAGCAGAUGAUUGAGCCUCCAAUUGAGGCGAAAGUCCUUCGAAUUCAUCCUCUCACUUGGCACAAGGACAUUGCCGUGCGGUUCGAGGUGAUAGGAUGCCAGGAGCCGAAGACGACUGAAGUCACAACCACUACUACUCUCUCUCCAAUCCAAUGCACGGACCUACUUGGCUUAGCAGCAGACCUGCCGGUCGAUAACAUCGAGGUCAGCUCGAACAACGAUGCGCGGGAGUUCUUCAAGUUGGAUGGCGAUCGCGGCUGGAGACCCGCUUACAGUACGCCAGGGGAAUGGAUUAUGUUUGACUUCACGGCGCCUCGUAACCUGACCGGCAUCAAGACUAAAGGAGGGCCCAAGGGCUGGGUGACCGCGUACAACGUCAUGUACACGUCUGACCUCAGCACUUUCAAUCCGGUCGUCGACAGCGAUGGAAGUCAUACGGUGUUCCCUGGUAACUUCGACUCUGAUACUGUGGUGAGCAACCAGUUCCGCCUGCCAAUACACGCGCGGUAUUUGAAAGUGUUACCUCUGAAAUGGAAAGACGCCAUCGAAAUGAGAAUUGAGCCAAUCGGAUGCUUCGAGCCUUACCCCGCGCCCCCCACCGCGGCCCCGCCACUGGCUACAUCCCGGGCGCCGUGCUCGCUGUGCCCGGGCGUGCCCGGCGUGACGUCAUGCGCGUGCGCCGCGCCGCUCUACUACGACGGCGAGGACUGCGUGCCCCGGGACCAGUGCGCUUGUGUAGAAGGGUUCAUGACAUACGCUGUGGGGUCGACGUUCCGCGGCGCGAACUGCGACGAGUGCGUGUGCAAGCUGGGCGGCGUCACCGACUGCAAGCCGGUCAAGGAGUGCGUCUGCGCACCGGACCUAGUACCAAAACUAUCAGAGACCUGCGAGUGCCUCUGCUCCCCCUGCCCGAACACCACCAAGAUCUGUCCGACCAGCCGGCUGUGUCUGCCGCUGGAGAAGUGGUGCGACGGUCUGCUGGACUGUCCGGACGACGAGAUCGGGUGUACCACCUUGGAGCCAUUGGUGGUCACCACAGUCGCGCCUACGGCAGCCGCUGUCGUCACUACUGCUGCCACUGCUACUACCACUCCUAAACCUAAAGAAUGCCCGCCAGUACAAUGCCCGCCCGGCUACAUGAUUCGCUACACGACCAGCCAAUCAGUGUACACGAGUUCCGAGCUUCCCCCACCACGGCCGCGGUACUCUUACCAGCGGUACUUCAGAGGGGGGGCUAAAGGGGGCAGUGGGGGGUAUGCCAAGGGAGGAUAUUCCAAAGGUGGUUUCUCAAAAGGAGGGUUCUCUAAAGGCGGUUUUGGUGGAUAUGGUUCACCAACAGCGAUGCCCCAAGCCAACCGCUUCACACUAGAGAAGCCAAGACUCACCAAUACAAGCCACCAGGCACAAUGUCCCCAGUUCCAGUGCGUGCCCAAGCUCCCCCCACCUCCCAAACCAGGUCACCCCCGCCCCGCCCCCGUGUGCGCCACGCCCGCCUGUCCGGAGAGAUACUCGCUCAAACUGGAGGGAGUCACUGCAGACCAGUGUCCACAAUACGUAUGCGUACCCCCUGUGGAACGCCCCGUGUGGUGCAACGUCACCGGCCGCACUUUCAACACGUUCGACGGCGCGGAGUACAAAUACGACGUCUGCUUCCACAUCCUGGCCAGGGAUAACAAGUUCGACGCCUGGUCGGUGCUCGUCCGCAAGAAGUGCCGCGUGGACGGCUGCCAGAACGAGCUGAUCGUCCACCAAGACGACCAACUCAUAGUCGUCAAACCAAACCUGAUGAUAGAAUACGACAACUACGAGUACACAGUGGAGCAGACCUCCAAGAUCUGCUUCCAGAAGAACAGCUUUGACGUGAACAAACUUGGAAACGGACUUGCUAUCAAAUCUAGGAAAUAUAACUUCACGGUGCUAUACACUACCGAUGGAGACGUUAAGAUCGGGGUGCCAACGAAAUACAAGGGGUCAGUGGACGGCAUGUGCGGCGCCUACGACGGGGACGCGCGCAACGAGCGGCGCAUGCCCGACGGAGCCCUAGCGGCCAGCACGGACCAGUUCGGGCGGGCCUGGGCGCGCCCCGGGCUGCCGCGGGACGCCUGCCGCACCCGCCUCGUCACCGACGAGAGGCAGAGGAACGCGUGGAGACUCUGCGAUGUCAUCACGAAAGAGCCAUUCUCAAAGUGCGGCAAAGUCCUCAACCUGGACAAAUGGCGGACCAUCUGCCUGGAGAAGAUCUGCGAAUGUGAAGAGUUGGUGAUAAACGGCACCAAGAAGUCGUCGGAGCAAUGUCGGUGUAUGUUCCUGGAGUCGCUGGUGGGGGAGUGUCUCGCUGCCGACAGGGACGUCAGCGUGGACGGCUGGAGGAUGCAGAUGGACUGCCCUGCGGAUUGCCCCCCGCCUUUGGUACACAACGACUGCUAUCGCAAGCGCUGCGAGCCGACCUGUUCUGCAUUCGGAGCCACCAAGCCUUGUCCAGUGGAAGACGGGCAAUGCUUCCCCGGCUGCUACUGCCCCGAGGGAACCCUGAGGAAAGGAGACCAGUGUAUCGCUCCAGCUGACUGCUUAGACUGCAACUGCAAAGGUGUUGGCGCACCAGCCAGCUACAUGACAUUCGAAGGGGACGAGUUCCCGUUCCUGGGCAACUGCACCUACCUCGCCUCCCGGGACUCCAACGAAACUGGACAACAUAAGUAUCAGGUUUACGCGACCAACGGCCCAUGCGAAGGAAAAGCAGACGUGACGUGCACUAGAGCUGUGCACAUCAUUUACGAGAAGGAUGUCAUACACGUCACUAAGGACCCCAAUACGAAGAAGUUGCUAAUGACACUGGGCGAGACAGCUGUAUUCAAGUUCCCCCUGAAGAAGGACUGGGUGACAGCGAGCUUGGUGAACAAGCAAGACCUUACGAUUAUGUUGACCGACGUUCAUGUUGAGGUGACAAUACUGCAAUCGAAAAUGGAAUUCAACGUGCGUUUGCCGACACACCUGUACAGCAACCGGACGGAGGGCCUGUGCGGAGUGUGCGGCGGCGCCGAGCCGGUGCUCAUCACCAGGAACGGGACCGUCACCGAUGAUGUCGAUGAGUUCGGUGACAGUUGGCGAGCGACUCCCAACGCGUUGUCGACUCUGAACGUCCCCCCGCAAGCGGAGUGCGGCGCCCCCCCGCCCCCGCCCGCCUGCGCCCCGCCCCCGCCCGAAACCAACCCUUGCUAUGUGUUGUUCAACCCUGAUGUCUUCGGAGCUUGCCAUGCCUUGGUUGACCCUCAAACCUACGUGGACUCCUGCUCAUCAGAUCUUUGCGCGCUGAACUCUACGGAUGCAUGCGACACUCUCCAACGAUACGCCAGCGCUUGUUCCUACCUUGGAGUAUGUCUAGAUUGGAGGACUAAGACCAAAUGUCCUUACAACUGCUCGUUGCCGCUUGUUUACCAGCCGUGUGUGAAAUGUGAGAGAACUUGCGAAAACUACGACGAUCUCAAACAAAACCCGGAGAAAUGUGAUCAGCCCACUGUCGAGGGAUGUUAUUGUCCUGAGGGCCAGGUUCGCGUUAACAACACUUGUAUAGAAGCUAGUAAAUGCUUCCCGUGCGACGCGAAGAAGGAACACUAUGCCGGCGACGAGUGGCAGGAGGACGCGUGCACGAAAUGCACGUGCAGCAAGCUGUCGGGCGGGAACGUCGCGCACGUGUCGUGCAGCACGCAGGCCUGCAGCGCGCCCGUGUGCCGGCACGACGAGGACCUGCUCUCCGAACCUGGAGACGCUGGACAGUGCUGCAAGCAGUACGUGUGCGUUCCGAAGCCCCAAGACAAUCCAGUGUGUGAGGAACCCAAGAAGAUCGUGUGCGGCGCCGGACAAGUACUGAAGCAGAAAACUACGGCUAAUGGCUGCAAGGAGUUCGCUUGUGAAUGCAAACCCGCCAGCGAAUGCGACCCGCUGCCCAAUGAGAACGAGGUGGAGAUCAUGGAGCCGGGCAUGGAGCGGGUUGUGGACAAGAGCGGGUGCUGUCCGCUCGUGAAGAUGCUGUGCCGCAAGGACUCCUGUCCGGGGAAGCCCAGCUGUCCGCAGUUCCACCAGCUGGUCACACAGGACGUGGGGAAAUGUUGCCCGGAGUAUAAGUGUGAGGUGCCUAAAGACAAGUGCAUCGUGAAAUUGGAAUGGGAAGCGGCGCCAAGGGGAGGAGAGAAGGCGAGGGACGUGCCUGAAGUUGUGCUGAAAGACAUGGAGUCCGCCUGGCUGGACGGGCCGUGCCGCUCGUGCCGCUGCGCGGGCGCGGCGGGGGCGGCGGGCGCGGCGGGCGCGGCGGGCGGCGCGCGGCCCGCGUGCGCCGUGUCCGCGUGCGCGGCGCCCGCGCCCGACGCGGGCCGCGUGUGGGAGCCCCGCGCCGUGCCCUUCCGCUGCUGCCCGCGCCACGAGCAGGUGGCCUGCCGCGACGGCGACGACAUCUACCGGGUGGGCGAGAAUUGGACGUCCCCGUACAACUCGUGCGAGUCGUUCCAGUGCAAGCGGCUGGAAGACGGCAACCUUGACAGAGUCACCACGGUCCGGCAUUGCGACGAAGACUGCCAGCCGGGUUGGAAGUACAUCCCGGCGGAGGCGGGCAGCAAGCAAUGCUGCGGUAAAUGCAAGCCCGUGGCGUGCGUCGUGAACGGCGAAGAGAGGCCCAUUGGAGACAAGUGGAUAUCUGAAGAUUUCUGCACCAACUACACGUGUGUCGAUGUCAAUGGGACGCUUCAAGUCCAAUCUAACGACGAGACGUGUCCAGGAGUACCGGAAGCUGUCCGCAAACAGUUCGUGUUGAAAGAAGAGAAGAUCCCGGGCAAGUGCUGCCUCACCAGCGAGCCCGUGGCGUGUCGGGUUGGCGACAAAAUAUACCAAGAAGGCCAGUCAUACCCGACCUCGGACCCAUGUAAAAACAUAACGUGUUCCCGCGACGAGACCGGCCGGCUGUCGCACGUGUCGCACGUCCAGUCGUGCGACAAGUCGUGUCGCCGCGGCUGGAAGUACGUCGAGCGGCCGGGGGAAUGUUGCGGACAUUGUGAACAGGACAUGUGUGUUGUGGAAGACGAGUUGAAGACACCCGGCGACGUGUGGUACUCCCCCGACAACUGCACCACGUACACCUGCGAGAGAGCCGGCCUCGAACUGCAGGUGUCGAUGUCGCGUCAGACUUGCCCCGACGUCAGCGGCUGCGACCCGAGCGACGUCGUCAACGGCACCUGCUGCCCCGUCUGUGUGGAGAAACCCCAAGCUCUAAGCACGUGUGCGCCGGAGGCGAUCCCCGCCGCGGACACGGUGCAGCUGGUGCGCCUGCGCAUGGGCGCGCGCGGGCUCUGCGUCAACCGGGAGCCGGCGCGGGGGCUCACCGAGUGCCGCGGCCACUGCGACUCCGGGACCACGUUCAGCAACGCGUCCUCGAGCCACGUGUCUGCGUGCGCGUGCUGCCAAGCCGUGCGGUUCCGCGCGCUGCCGCUGUGGCUGCACUGCGCGGACGGCAGCCGCCAGCAGCACCGCCUCGCCGUGCCCAGCGAGUGCGCCUGCCGAGGCUGCCGCGAUUGGCAGACUGAUAUCACGGAGACCGGCCCGGGCACCCACAAGCCCGAUAGCUUCGACUACGAGAUUCCCGAAAUAUACCAGCGCUUCGGCAGCCACAAACCUCCGAGGAGGUAGAGAAACAACUCCAGGAUUAAUGAAUACAUAUAGAACAACAUGGACUAAUGAAAAACGCUUUUAAAUUAUGUUUAAACAUGUAUGAAGAUAUGUCAAAAUAAAUCUG
Molecule: messenger RNA, 12343 nt
Organism: Amyelois transitella
Lineage: Eukaryota; Metazoa; Arthropoda; Insecta; Lepidoptera; Pyralidae
Gene: Hml
Product: hemocytin
Exons: 75
Coding region: 73-12237 (4054 amino acids)
Cellular component (GO): extracellular matrix; extracellular region
Molecular function (GO): chitin binding; protein binding
Source: RefSeq, a predicted model, not a curated record